CCCUGUCAGGCACCGCCUCUUCCCUUCCGCCCCGUCCCGCCUCCCGCCGCUUCUCGCCGCCAUGUCGGUGUUCCACGACGAGGUGGAGAUCGAGGACUUCGAGUACGACGAGGAGACCGAGACCUACAGCUACCCGUGCCCCUGCGGGGACCGGUUCCUUAUCACUCGGGAGGACCUGGAGAACGGGGAGGACGUGGCCACCUGUCCCAGCUGCUCCCUGAUCCUGCGCGUCAUUUACGACCAGGAGCAGUUCAUGCGUGAUGAAGUCGUUGCAGAACCUCUGCCAAACAAGGAGUUGGUUAAGUGCUGAUAAAUCCAUCAUGGACUGUUGCUGCUUUAGAGUGAGAAAGUAUGGGAAUGGCGACUUUGGAAAGAGAUGAGGUCCUCCUCCUGGAAGUGCUUGCUGCUGUGGGAUACAAGUGCAAUAAGUGUCCGUCUUCUUAACGUGAAUAAGAAUUUGCUGGGACAUCAAACACAUGAACGAGUUUUGUUCCAAAGGGUUAUACAUUUAAAAAAUAUAUAUAAGUUGCUAUGUGCAUUCCAGAAGACUUAAAAGUUCUGAUCCUAAUUUACAGCAAGUCAGUAUACAGAAGAGGAGCGCAGAGUUUGUGAAAUCGUAACAUUUAGUCUAGCAGUGGCUUCUUAGCCUGUGGAGAUAAACGGGCUUGGUGUGGGUGAAAUGGCUUAAAUGCCAGCUGAAAUGCUGGGGGACAAAAUUUAGGAGUCCAUAGGACAUGAUGCCAUACAGAAUUGACAUGGUGCAGCAUCUCCCAGGAUUUGAGCUCGUGUACUUCCAGCCCAUACUGAAUAUGGAGAGAAAAUAAGAGACCCAGAGCCAGUGUUUACUCAGUGUUGGUAAAUUGUCUUUACUACUGCAGGCACAAGGAAGGUGUAGUUGUCUUUAUAUCUGCAGUGGGGGCAACACUUGAAUUGGAGCAGAUCUGUUUAUUAAAUUACUUCUAAAGUUGCUUUGAAACAUCUUUGGUAGCUGUUACCAAAUGGCUCUGACAUAAUAGUGAUGCCCUUUUGUGGGUGUUGUGUGAAAUGAAACAAAAGGAGUCAAACCUUUUACUCCUGCAUAGCUAGUAAUGUGCAAGAUUGUAAUUUACUCCUGUUUUCUCAACAGCUUUGUGAUUUGACUGUUGCAGCAGAUAUAAAAUGGGCUGCAGCUCUUUGUGCCACUUGUAGUACAUUUGCUGAAUUUCUCAGCCUUCCUCUGUUAGUUCUGUCACCUCCUGGAUAAGAGAUGCACACAUUUCACUUAAAAAGGCAUUUUUUAAGGUAGAAAAGAGUUGGGAGAACAUACUCCACAUGGAGUCCAAGACUACUUCUUGUAUUACAAGCCACUGCACUUAAAUAUUUACUUAAAAUUAUGGUCCUUCCUGUGUUUUAGUAGGAUUUGACAUCUAUGAAGUUAAAUUUGAGGAAAAAUACUUGUGAAGCAUUUAUAUAGUGAGUUUGCUCUAGGCACUAAAGAUCAGCAGGUCUUACUGGAUCCUUGCAUUUAGCUAUUUUUGUUCUUACAACAUUCUGUGAAUGUUGAAGAGAAACAUUCUAGUUACUUAAAAAAAAAGGAAAAAAAGAAGAAAAAACCGAAAAGCUAUACCUUUCAGUUGGAAGUUUUGAAUGCAAUAAGCACAACCCAGAGUGUUUCCAUGCCUAAACCAGGAGGUGGCACUCACGUUACUUUGAUAGCUGUGCUUUAAAGAAACAAAACCAACAGAUGUGGUACUUUGGUUAGCUCUAUCUUAUCAAAUAUUUAUUUUGACUAUUUAAAUAAAGAUGUUUAAGACUCCACCAGUGGUUA
This is a messenger RNA of Neopelma chrysocephalum (saffron-crested tyrant-manakin), 1807 nucleotides long. Its product is annotated as DPH3 homolog. Lineage: Eukaryota; Metazoa; Chordata; Aves; Passeriformes; Pipridae. Gene Ontology annotation, biological process: protein histidyl modification to diphthamide. The coding region runs from base 62 to 310 and encodes 82 amino acids. The record is from RefSeq and is a predicted model, not a curated record. Gene Ontology annotation, molecular function: metal ion binding. The transcript is spliced from 3 exons.